Bacillus rossius redtenbacheri is the source of this 4757-nucleotide messenger RNA. RefSeq lists its product as uncharacterized. The transcript is spliced from 8 exons. Gene Ontology annotation, cellular component: membrane. Gene Ontology annotation, biological process: cell surface receptor signaling pathway; G protein-coupled receptor signaling pathway. The record is from RefSeq and is a predicted model, not a curated record. Lineage: Eukaryota; Metazoa; Arthropoda; Insecta; Phasmatodea; Bacillidae. Gene Ontology annotation, molecular function: G protein-coupled receptor activity. The coding region runs from base 1 to 2733 and encodes 910 amino acids.
AUGUUGGAGCGUGGCGCCCCUGGCGGCUGGACCCGGCGACGCGCGCGCCCGGAGCGGGACCGGCCGGCAGUGGCACCUCGCUCGUUGUCGCGGCCGGUCGCCUCGAGUCGUCGGCGAGACUUCCUUAGAGCACGUGACAACACUCGGCGAUUUCAGUGGUGGUCGCCGGUGAAUCGAGCCCGUUCGUCGUCGACAUCGUGUCUUUGGUCAUCCGAGACGACGCCGAGGAGCCUUGAAGAAGACGAAACCGGGAGGCGCGGACUGUUGGUACGCCUGCUGGAGCCGUCCCCUUGCGGCCGGGACAACCUGUCCUCGACUCUCGCUGCCGGAGAUGGCCGCGCGCCGCUGCAGGUAGCGAUCUGCCCGAUGGGCGCCUCCUCCCGGGGCCCGCUCGGGGCCCGCCCCCCGCUCCUGCUGGCCGCGGCGCUGCUGCUGCUGCUGGCUCCCGGGACCUCGCCCCUCUCGCUCAGCCACUGGGAGCUCGAGGGCGCCAACGAGACGUGCGACGGCCGCGCCGUGUGCGACUCCGGGGCCAAGUCCCCGCGCUCGCGCUCCCGCGCCGCCGACGACCUGGACUGGCGCGAGCGCAACUGCCUGUGCGACGAGCUGUGCGCGCGCUACGGCGACUGCUGCCUCGACUCGCCGCACUUCGUGCCGUCGGAGCAGCGGCGCGGGGCGGCGUCCUUCUCGUGCGUGGAGCUGCGCCAGUUCGGCGGCGUGUACAUGCGCGACUCGUGCCCUCCCGGGUGGCCGCACCGCGCCGUCAGGGACGGCUGCGAGGCGGCGCCCGGAGACUGGAGCGACCCGCUCGCCGCCAUGCCCGUCACCAGCCACCGCACGGGCGUCACCUACCGCAACCCCAGCUGCGCGCUGUGCCACGGCGACCUGCAGCACAACACCACGGACCUGUGGGGCCCGCGCCUCGAGUGCCCCACCCUGCACCUGCAGUUCCGGCUGCGGCUGUCCGAGGUCACCAACUCGCUCGUCUACAGCCCGGAGCAGCAGUCGUGGGGGCUGAACCUGACGGACACGGGCUUCAAGGCGUGCCACGUGGACCCGGUGAUGCCCGAGACGGCGGGCCACGUGGUGCGGCGCUGCCAGCCCGACAUCGUGCGCACGUGCGCCGUCAACUGGACCAACUCGGAGGUGCGGCACCGCUGCGAGGCCUACACCAGCCUCGUGUACAACGGCGGCGUGGGCUACCGCAACCCCCACUGCGCCGUCUGCAACAAUGUGCCCAUCCAGUACCUGGCGUGCACCAAGAGCCUGCAGCGCUCCGCCUUCAACAAGGAGUGGAGCCCCGCGGCCUUCGCCGUGCUGUUCGACCUGUCCGGCGGCGGCGACGGAGCCGUGGGCAAGAUGCGCGCCUGCUCCGAGACCUCGGACCUGUACGACCCCUUCUUCCAGCGCUGCCGCAGCGUGGUCUGCCCCGCGGGCCGCGAGUUCUCCGAGGGCAGCUGCAUCGCCGCCGCGCCCUCCCCCGUCUACGAGGUCGGCGCCCGCGACAGCAACCACUCCUCCGCGGAGAUCCUGUUCCACCACCUGCCCGGCGAGGACAACGCCACCGCCGACGCCAGCCUGCCCCUGCUCGAGUGCCCCAAGUUCCUGCUGUCCGGCAAGGAGUUCAUGAUGCUGGGCAACGAGAGCAUCUUCGUGCCGCAGUACGAGCGCAUCUUCCAGGAGGGCGAGUACUGGCUGGUGGACGGCGGCGGAGUCGAGAUCUGCGCCGUGCCGCUCGGCCUGGAGCUCGUCGACAAGUUCGGGCCCUACAUGGGCUACGUCACCAUGGCGGGGCUGGGUGUGUCCGUGGUGUUCCUGUGCCUGCACCUGCUGGCCUUCGCCGUCGUGCCCGAGAUGAGGAACCUGUCGGGCAAGAACCUCGCGUCGCUGUGCCUCGCGCUGCUGCUCGGCUACCUGCUCUUCAUCUCCAGCCAGUUCCUCGCGAGGAAGACGCCCGAGUGCGUGGUCGUCGGCACGGCCACCUACUACCUCUUCCUGUCCUCCUUCUUCUGGAUGCUGACGAUGGCCUUCGACGUGUGGCACACGCUGCGCCUGGCCACGCUGGAGCUGCGCGUGUCCGCCGGCCGGCAGUGGCGCAAGUUCGCGUGCUACUCGGCGGUGGCGUGGGGGGCGCCCGGCCUGGUGGUGCUGGCCGCGGGGCUGGUGGACGCGGCGGGGCCCGGGGCCGUGCUGGACUCCCUGAGGCCCGCCAUGGGCCGCUACUCCUGCUGGUUCGGCAGCAGGGACGCGCUGCUCGCCUUCUUCGCCGCGCCGCUCGCCGUCGUCAUGGCGCUCAACAUGGGCUUCUUCGCGUCCAGCGCCUACAUGAUCUACGCCACCACGUCCACGGCCAGGUACACGUCCAGCAGCAACACGAGGCGCGACUUCCGGCUGUACGUGCGGCUGGCGCUCGUCAUGGGGCUGGCGUGGACCGUGGGGCUGGUGGCCGGCUCGCUGGACAUGGAGGGCCUGUGGUACGCCUUCAUCGCGCUCAACACGCUGCAGGGGCUCUUCAUCUUCCUGGCCUUCACCUGCACCGACAAGGUGAUCCGGGCCGUGAUCGCCCAGUGCGAGGGCUCCUGCCCGUGCCGCGGCUCCAGCAAGGUGCAUCGGCCCCCCUCCUUCUCCUGGUCGGGCACCUCCAGCUCCAGCACGCACAAGUCCCGCCUGGGCUCCAGUAGCGACGGCAGCACGCAGCCCCGCCCCCACGGCCUGCCCGACACGCUCUACUGAGCCGCCGGAGUGUGGCAGCACUACCUCCGCAACUAGCGCUGCGAGGCGGCCGCGCAGGAAAGCACCGUCACCUCUGCCUGCCCGACACGCUGUACUGAGCCGCCGGAGGGUGGCAGCACUGUUCCGCAGCGACUAGCGCUACGCAGCGGCCGCGUACGGAAGCACCGUCACCUCUGCCUGCCCGACAUGCUGUACUGAGCCGCCGGAGGGUGGCAGCACUGUUCCGCAGCGACUAGCGCUACGCAGCGGCCGCGUACGGAAGCACCGUCACCUCUGUCUGCCCGACAUGCUGUACUGAGUCGCCGGAGGGUGGCAGCACUGUUCCGCAGCGACUAGCGCUACGCAGCGGCCGCGUACGGAAGCACCGUCACCUCUGCCUGCCCGACAUGCUGUACUGAGUCGCCGGAGGGUGGCAGCACUGUUCCGCAGCGACUAGCGCUACGCAGCGGCCGCGUACGGAAGCACCGUCACCUCUGCCUGCCCGACAUGCUGUACUGAGUCGCCGGAGGGUGGCAGCACUGUUCCGCAGCGACUAGCGCUACGCAGCGGCCGCGUACGGAAGCACCGUCACCUCUGCCUGCCCGACAUGCUGUACUGAGUCGCCGGAGGGUAGCAGCACUGUUCCGCAGCGACUAGCGCUACGCAGUGGCCGCGUACGGAAGCACCGUCACCUCUGCCUGCCCGACAUGCUGUACUGAGCCGCCGGAGGGUGGCAGCACUGUUCCGCAGCGACUAGCGCUACGCAGCGGCCGCGUACGGAAGCACCGUCACCUCUGUCUGCCCGACAUGCUGUACUGAGCCGCCGGACGGUAGUAGCACUGUCGCUCUGCGACUAGCGCUGCGCAGCGGUUGUGCACGGAAGCACCACGCCUUGAAGCCGAGUAAUAGAUCCGGACAAUCACACAGACGCGUGUACUAAGAAAAGUUUGCACGUGCCGAUAAAGUUGUUAUUUGCAAACUGCAAACCGAGUAACUAGUUGCUGUUUUAAAAAAUAUUGCUGGCAAAACUAAAUUCUUUUGAACAAAAAUAUUAAUUUUGCUAAAUUAACAAGAAGAAUACUUGUAUUUAAAAACGCCGGUUUUGUUGGGUGAGCAACAUUUGCUUUCCAAUCAAGAAUGUUUCACAAAUCCAAUUAAUUUAUGUUCGGCAAACAACCCUUUGAUGUAGGCGUACUCAGUUUUUUGGAUGUGUGGGAACGCAGUUUUUUAUUGGCCACCCUCCGUUCUGUCACAGCUGUCAUACGUCCUGUGAGAAUCCGGGCCGUGAUGGAAAAAAAAAGGGGGGGGGGGGUGCGGAUGGAGUUCACGAUAAAUAGAAAAGUUUUGCUCCUGUGGUGAUCAUGUCGCUUACAUACUCAUCAUAGCUUUUGAAUGCGAGCAUACAAACAAAUUAUUCUUGAGGUUUCGGUGAUUGUCAAUUUUCAUGCGAAAGAAGGCUACUGCCCCACCAGCCACAGCCAAUCAGUGUGUGUGCAGCAAUGAGGCUGUCGCAGGACUGCGUGUGUCGAGUAUCUAUCUGGGUUGUGUACCCUUUAAUAUGUUUUUUUUUUUUGCAUAUUUUGAAUGCUACUGACUGUGUGAAAACAAUCUAAAGUUUACUGUACAAAUAAUCAUAAUUCUUGCCUUAUAUAGUUAAACAUUAACUUGAUGCGCAGGACUGUAUUUUAUAGUCUGUUGUUUUAAUAAUCUUGUUGUAAUUUUUGUAAUACAUGUAAUAGUGAUUAGAAAGAAUUUUCGAUGUUACAUUUCAUGAUUUCGAUUGAAGAUGUUAGCUUUUUGCAAUUCUAUCACCAUAAAUGUCAAGAUGUUGGCAGUUAAUGGUGCUGGUUACAUAGCUAGAGGAUUAUUUUCUCCAUCCUGAUUAGCAUUAUGUACUCUCAAGUGAAGUGUGCAAUUAAUUUUUAUUGUGUCUGUAUUUAUAUUCACUUACCUCAAAUUACUUAGUAUUUAUAAAAUAUUGUAAUUUUGAAUUCUUACAAGUGAAAUUAUUAAUAUAAAAUGAAUAAAUUAUGAAUUACUUUAAA